AUGAUGGAAAACUUUAUAAUUGCCCAAGCUCAACAAAUUAAAGAGUUUGCAAAUCAAAAUGCUCACACGACUGAAUUGAUGAAACAAUUUUCAAAUAAGUUUGAUGAUAUGGUUACCCAUAAGAAAAUGUUAGAAACCCUGAUCUCCCAAGCAGUCCAACAACAAGCUGCAAUAGCAUCCCUAGCUAGACCAUUUCCUGGUCAAACUCAACCAAACCCAAAAGGCCACGCUAAUGCUAUCACCCUUCGGAGUGGAACAAAAUUAGAUGCACCAAUUGACACCAGAAUCCAAAAUUUGACCAUGUAUCAAAAUUCUGGUAAGGGAUCUGAAAAGGUAAACGAACCAACCAAUGAUGGAAAAGAAGACGAAAGCAGAGAGGCAAAAGAUAAAGAACUACCUUAUAUGCCACUGCCACCAUACAAACCACCUGUACCUUAUCCCCAAAGACUUGUUAAAUCCAAAAAUGAAGGAAAAUUUAAGAAAUUCGUAGAAAUUCUAAAGAAACUUAACAAUAACCAUACCAUUCAUAGAAGCCAUUACGCAAAUCAAACAUAG
Molecule: messenger RNA, 555 nt
Organism: Lathyrus oleraceus (garden pea)
Lineage: Eukaryota; Viridiplantae; Streptophyta; Magnoliopsida; Fabales; Fabaceae
Exons: 1
Coding region: 1-555 (184 amino acids)
Source: RefSeq, a predicted model, not a curated record